AUGGCUGAAGCGGGACCCCUGUGGAUAUGGAUGCUUGGUGCGCUCAUCACAGCCCUGAUUCUGGGGGUCGCAGAGCCAGUUCUAGCCCUUGAAGAUGUUUCCUGCGACAAUCCCGCCUCCGGGGCGUCUUCCGAGAAAACCCGGGAGUUUGAAGCGGACGCUGGAGAUACUCGGAGCGACGAAGACAGCAGCACCCGCAUCCUCAACGGGUCGGAUUGCCCUUUGCGCUCGCAGAGGUGGCAGGCGGCGCUGAUGAUGAGGCCGAACCAGCUGUACUGCGGGGCGGUGCUGGUGGCUGAGCGGUGGCUGCUCACUGCUGCCCACUGCAGGAAGAACGGUACCCGCAUCUUCCUUGGUCGACGUUCCCUGUCAACCAUCUUCGAAUCUGGGCAGCAGAAGCUCCGGGGAAUCAAGUCCAUCCCCCACCCCGGCUACUCACACCCUCACCACUCCAACGACCUCAUGCUCAUAAAGAUGAAUAGGAGAGUUCGUGAGAACCAAAACAUCCAGGCCAUCAACAUCUCCUCCCAGUGUCCAAAGGCAGGGACCUCUUGCUCGGUCUCUGGCUGGGGAACAACCAGCAGCCCCAAUGUGAACUUCCCCAAGACCCUCCAGUGCUUGAACAUCACGGUGGUGAGCCAGGAGAAGUGCAGCAAUGACUACCCGGGCCAGAUAGACCAGACCAUGUUCUGUGCCGGGAACCAGGGGGGCCGAGACUCCUGCCAGGUGGAUCAGGCUCACGGCCGCUGCAGGUUCAACAUGGCCGUUCGGUCCUGCAUGCCCCCACCCCCCACCACCCCGACAAGGGUCGCUGCGUCUGAGCCCCAUGUUGCAGUACCUGGGACUGUGCAGCCAUAUGGCUGA
Molecule: messenger RNA, 864 nt
Organism: Echinops telfairi (small Madagascar hedgehog)
Lineage: Eukaryota; Metazoa; Chordata; Mammalia; Afrosoricida; Tenrecidae
Product: kallikrein-5
Exons: 5
Coding region: 1-864 (287 amino acids)
Biological process (GO): extracellular matrix disassembly; proteolysis; positive regulation of antibacterial peptide production
Molecular function (GO): serine-type endopeptidase activity
Source: RefSeq, a predicted model, not a curated record